CCUUUGGAAAAGCCUUGCUUCUCCUUACAAGCCACUAAAUGGUGUUCAUUUCCUGUGGGGCUUUGUUUUUCUUUUUCCUUUUCCCUUCCCUUCAGAGAAAGAGCCAAGAGUUGGAUAAACUCUACUUUGGCCUGGUAGGCCUGAAGAAGACACUUUUGCAGGAGGAAAAGACAGGAAAACCCUAACCAUUGGACAUACUUUCUGCACAUUUACUGAUAUAGGAAGAGACUUGCUUGAAAGCAAAGGAAGGAGAAGUGAACAUCUCGACUACCCCAAAGACUGAAAACUUCCACAUUCCUGAAGAUACCCAUCUGAGAACUUCUUUGGUUGAACUCGAACCCUGGACCUCCUCCUAUCUUGAUGUGGGAAGGACCGUGACCGAAGGAAGGAGGUGGUGUUGCCCCGGCACAUGAAUGGCUGCCAAGGAUUAUGACCACUUGUUCAAACUACUCAUCAUUGGGGACUCGGGGGUUGGGAAAAGUAGCCUCUUACUCCGCUUUGCAGACAAUACCUUUUCCGGCAGCUAUAUCACAACAAUUGGGGUAGACUUCAAAAUUCGGACAUUAGUGAUAAAUGGAGAGCGUGUGAAACUGCAGAUCUGGGACACAGCAGGACAGGAGCGCUUUCGGACCAUCACCUCCACGUAUUACCGUAACACUCACGGUGUCAUUAUUGUGUAUGAUGUGACAAACGCUGAGUCUUUUGUUAACGUCAAGCGUUGGCUGCAUGAGAUCGGGCAAAACUGUGACAGUGUCUGCAAGAUUUUGGUGGGUAACAAAUGUGAGGACCCAUCCCGGAAGCAGGUGGAAACAGCUGAUGCUCGGCGAUUCAGUGAACAGAUGGGAGUGCGGCUUUUUGAGACCAGCGCCAAGGAAAAUCUCAAUGUUGAAGAGAUGUUCAAUGCCAUCACGGCCAUGGUGCUCCGAACCAAACAGGAAAACCUGGCACGUCUCCAACAACAGAACGAGGUUGUCAAAAUCAACAAACCCAAAAAGAAGCCUUCAGUCAAGAAAUGCUGCUGAAGAGGCAUCUCUUUCCCCCUCUUAUUCUCUUCUUCCUCCCUACCCUCAAAAAAAUUUAUCUGAAGGACUGGACUGUGGAAGGCUGAAUAGAUAAAAAAUAUAGUUGCUGUAUGUUUUGUGUGUGUAUGGUGGGGAGUCAGGGGGGUAUAAGAAAUCUGUGAAUGAUGCCUCCAGCAUGAGAAUUGCACUCCUCCUGCCCUGGGGAUAUUGAGUUGCUAGUGUAGAAAAAAUCCAUACAAACAUGGACAUCUCUCCUUGGAGGCAGUGAGUCCUGUUCAUUGAAGGAGUGGGGCAUGAUGAGGACCAUUGCAAAUACACAAACUACUGAAACAAAUUGCAACAAGAUGAUUGGAAGGAUGUGACAUACAGAUGAGUUAGAGGUUGUAAUCCUCUUCCCCCAACCCUCAGCCAUUUCCCUGUAAACUCUUCUCAUUUUAUUUUACUUCUCACAUCCCUGUCCUGUGUUGCCACUUUACUGAAACACAUGUACCCACUGUUGGGUCACUGUAAGGAGGAAGAGGUAUAAGGAGAGUAUUUACUGGGAGGCAAUAAUUCCCUAUUUUAUACCUAUGCCUGUGGCCAGCAACGUAUUAGGUGAAACUGAGGAAAGCCAACAAAAGAUGCCUCAACACCCCAUCUAGCAAUACUAGGAAUUUUUGCCAUUUUCUUUGCCUUCUUUUUGGCUCAAAAAUGGGGUUCAAAAGACAAGACUUUGUGCCUGGGUUAGGAACUGGGAUGAUGUUCCUCUCCCACCAUCUGCAAUAGGAUUAUCCAUCUCUUCCUGAUCAACCCUGCAAGUCUUGCAGAGAAUAGCCAUGUGCAUCCAUGUUUUCAUAGAGGUAAGCUUGAAAAAAAAAGCAUAUCUCUACCACUUCUCAAUGCUUGUACAUGCAAUGUCUGUUUGGGGUGCUCUCCUGUCUGCCCAACCUCCCUUUCUGAAACUUAGGAACUAAUGAGAAGUAGGGAGGUAUGUUCCAACCAAGGACUAUGAAACUGUCCCUUGGUUUGAGAGAUGGUCUCCACCCUGCAAUUCCCCAAAGGUGGCUGCAACAGGGUUGAAAACCUCCUGUUAUCUUUAAAUAUGGGGACCAUCUGACUGUGCAAUAUGUCUGCUUCAUGAUUUAUUUUAUAUACACAAAAAUGAAUUAUGUACAUAAUUAAAACAUCUUGUUUUAACUCACUGCUAAUGGCAUUAAACAUUAAGGAGACACCACUAUUCAAUAAAGAAAUUUAGAUAAGAA
Molecule: messenger RNA, 2263 nt
Organism: Sceloporus undulatus (fence lizard)
Lineage: Eukaryota; Metazoa; Chordata; Lepidosauria; Squamata; Phrynosomatidae
Product: ras-related protein Rab-35-like
Exons: 7
Coding region: 414-1022 (202 amino acids)
Biological process (GO): endocytic recycling
Cellular component (GO): plasma membrane; endosome membrane
Molecular function (GO): GTPase activity; GTP binding
Source: RefSeq, a predicted model, not a curated record